AUGGUCAAGAGCAGUCAGGAGGGACUCACAGGCAGUGACAUUUUAAGGACUCGCCAUCCUGCCAGACGAAAGUGGACUGAUCAGUUCAUUUAUUUUGGUACAAUGCUCAAAGUGGACCCAGAUUCUUUCAAUGAUUCAAUGAGCGAAGUUGUAGAGGCGGAGGACAUAGACACAGUUGGAAGCGAUGAUAUGGAUGAGUCCGAGAAUGAGGCGCCGGUGCUCCCAAAGGGAAAAGGUUUCGCACCCUCUCCUAAUCUUAAAAAACGAACUCGAUCCAGUGGUACCAAGCUGUUUGCGACUUUCCUUGAUUCCAACCCGGAUUCCGAUGUUGUACUGGUGGAAGAUCAUAGCUAUGAGCAUGAAAGGACAAAAAGGCCACAAAGAAAGUGCCGCCAAGUCAUCUCUGACCGUCAGAUGGAAUUAGAAGCAUCAGAUUUGGGAAAUACUACACUGGCAGACACAGGUAUAGAAUUGGCACCUGUCAUGUUAGACGUUCCUGCAGCAAUGUCCACUUUGAAGAAUUCGGAUGGCGACAAGAGGAGCAGUGUGGCACAAAUUGAUGUGACACAACUGGAAUCAGAGCCUGGGACAUUGGGAGACGUUGGUUUGAUCCCACCAGCUGAAGACAAACCAACUUUGAACAUGCCACUGGAUGACUCAGAAUCAAGCACACUGCCUGCCAGUGUCACACCAGCGGAUGAAUACUACGAUGAUUACUACACUGAUCAUACUAUUGGCUUUGGUACUCCCAGGGAAUAUAUGCUAGUACCCUCCGCAUCUGAGUCCGGCAGUACCUCGACAACUAUGAGUACUGCCAGUGCUUCCGUCUCAGUUUUUUCGACUCAUGCAGCACAUGGGCCUGGGGAUCUUGGUUCCGGCCGUCCACGGAAUCUGCAGGCACUGGGCAACGUCCCCCGACUCACAUCAUCUCGAUCGGCAUUCAGGAUGCUCGUCAAACCAAAGGCCAAUCCCUGGGAUAGGAAAUGA
Suillus paluster is the source of this 987-nucleotide messenger RNA. RefSeq lists its product as uncharacterized. The transcript has 4 exons. Lineage: Eukaryota; Fungi; Basidiomycota; Agaricomycetes; Boletales; Suillaceae. Bases 1 to 987 code for a protein of 328 amino acids. The record is from RefSeq and is a predicted model, not a curated record.